UACCAAAAAUUUUCACUUGCGGGAAAUUUAACAAUUGAAUCUAUUGAAAUGAAUAAUCCCCCAAUCGUUGUUUGGGACUCAAACUAUUUACACUUAAACAAAAAUAUGCCAAAUAGAGUCGACUUUUUUAUUACCAACCCACAAAACAAUAUAAAUUGUUUCGAUGUUUUCUCGUUGCCGGAUAUAACAAUUUUGGACAUAAACACGGCCGAUGAUCAUUAUGGUUCCAACGACUUUCCACUGCAAUUUGAAAAUGGAACUGCAAAUUUACUUUCAAACAAAAGACUCAUUAGAUUUUGCCCCAAUGGAAGAAAUUUAAAUUCAACAGUAAAAUGUAUUCUAAAACAAAACUUGUAUGUUGAAAAAUAUUCAAAUACAUUUAGUUACGCAUUUGACUUUCCACAUUGUCCUUGUGAUGAUGAAAACACAAUAUGCGAAUUAUAUUUGUUUAACGGAAUACAAUCAAACACUUUUUAUUUUGGUAACAUUAAAACAACACACACUUCACUUUUUGUGGACAAAAACACGACAUUACAAGACGUAAAUUCGUUUGGUACAAUUAAUUUGAAGGAUGACAUAUUUUUAAAUGUCGGUGGUAACAUCGAUCAAACUACUUUUGCUUUUAGUAUUGGAUCAAUGACUAUCUCCAAUCCAACACAUCAACAAAACCAAUUUAUAUAUAAUUCACAAAAACAAGAAUUGUUUUGUUCAAAUGUUGUUAAAUUAACAAUUGAAUUGAAACAGAACAUUGAUACAUUAAAAAUUAAUUGCACUGGAACAAUUUCAUUUAUUUUGUUAAAUUCAAAUUUAUUUAUUUAUAUCACAAAAGAAGUUAAAGAAAUUCAAAAUUUGUUAUUUGUUGAAACAGUCGAUCAAAAAAUCGAAAUAAUCAUGUCGUUGGAAAGUGAUGGAACACUCGUAUCAAAUAACAAAGUUGAUAAUUGUGUAUUGAUGAAAAUCAACAGUGAUAAUUCAAAAUGUUUGAAAUGUAAUUCACAGACUCGGUUAUUGAAUGGUAUAUGUCUUAAUAUAACAUCAAAUUGCCAAAGAUUUAAUUCUGAAAAUAUUUGUGAAUUAUGCAAAAAUGGGUAUUAUUUGGAUGAUGAUUUUGAGUGUCAACCAUUUCAAAACGGCUGUGUUAUUGGUGAUAAAAAUACGUGUUACAAAUGUUCAAAUGAUAAAGUGUUGGACAAAAAUGGUAAUUGUAUUUCAAAUAUCAACUGUAUUGUGUCAAAUGGUAAUUCUUGUAUAAAAUGUUCAUCAGGAGAUAUGAAAAAGGAAUGUAACAAUUGUGGGGACGACAAUUGUUAUUUUUGUGAAAAUGAAAUGUGUUCAAUUUGUUUUAAAAACCAAUUUCUCAAUGAAUUGGGGUUUUGUGUAAAUGAUGGAAUAUCACAUGUAAUAGGAAAUAAAGUACUUUAUUGUACUGAUG
Messenger RNA from Entamoeba invadens IP1, 1432 nucleotides. RefSeq names its product protein kinase domain containing protein. The annotation marks the transcript as partial. The transcript has a single exon. Lineage: Eukaryota; Evosea; Mastigamoebida; Endamoebidae. The record is from RefSeq and is a predicted model, not a curated record.